Messenger RNA from Somion occarium, 2180 nucleotides. NCBI's taxonomy places the organism in Eukaryota, Fungi, Basidiomycota, Agaricomycetes, Polyporales, Cerrenaceae. The record is from the annotation of a GenBank genome assembly.
CACUUGCUUUAAAUCAUACUGUCCAACACUUUACUUUGCGCUAUUGUCUGUUCGAAUUUACGCUUGAAGGUUCCCUUUCAACCUUCAGAUAGUGUUCCUCGAAAUUGAUAGAAGUGCUUCAGCGCGCACGCCAUCGUUGAUGUAUCAUUCCGAGUGGAUUUGAUCCACGUUCUAGACCUCAUCAAUGUUUUGAAGAUCAUGAGUUUUGAACUCGUCCAUAAUUGCUAAUUUAUGGCAGUGUCCUAACACCUGUUGGCUCACCUUCUCAUGGACGGCGGCGGUACUGCCUCUAUUCUGUUAGAAUGGUGCCAACCUGCCUGGUGAACUCCACACUUCUAUAGGAAUAACCAAGACCACUGGCAGUAUCAGUAGUGGUGGCGGAAACGUACACCGCCCGACAAUAUCUCCCGGUGCAUAAAUAGCCCCGGAGGUGUCAUUCCUCCCUUACUCUAGUCUAUCCUGCCUCUUCACACUCAAGGUCGCUCGCCUUCCCUCUCUCGUCACCCCCAUCAUGCCUUCGAGGCCUCUCCUCGAUACAUGGCACCGUAUCAUCGACUACCUUCUCGCUCAGAGGAGGUCACUCUUCGAACUCGUCUAUCAAUACCCUCGCGUUCUUGGACAUACGCCUAAAUCCGAUCGAGAUGUCGAUCACAAUGCUGGAUCGAGUUCGAGUCAUCCCCAUCAUGCAGGGAAGAGAAAAGCGUUGCUAGUCGGAAUCAGCUACGAGUCCCGGGAAGAUGAGGUCUUUAGGCAGCUGGAUGGGCCUCAUACGGAUAUUGAAAUGAUGAGAGCGUACUUGAAGGAACAUGAUUUCGACGUUGUAGUAAUGACCGAUACACCUGGUGCUGGUGACCUUGCCCCAACCAGAGCCAAUAUGAUACGAGAGAUGAAGAAUCUGGUCGCCGGCGCCGGACGACGGGAUAGUUUCGUGUUCCACUACGCUGGGCACUCGGACCAGGUAGUAGCGCUCUGGGACCGCAAUGAAGAUGAUGGCAUGGACGAAGUACUGGUCCCUGUUGAUCAUAAUGGCCUGGAAGAUCGAGAGAAGCUGAUCAUCGACGACGAGCUCCGCAAGCUUUUAGUCGAACCUCUCCCGAUUGGCGCAAAACUUACCGCCAUCUUCGACAGCUGCCAUUCAGGCACACUAUUAGAUCUCGACCACGACAAGUGCAACGAUCUCGAUCCUAAGGACAAGUUGUUUCGCGUUGUCAGAACUGCAACGCUCGUCUCAGUCUUCCGUCGUCGCAUCUACACCACAACCCGUAUCAACACUCACCAUGUCCAGAUUCGUCGUUUAUCCGUCGAGCUCAAACCAGAAAAGAAUGGUUCUCCUAGCAAACAACUCAUCCUGGAGAGUCGAAUCUCCACCUUCCACUCUGAGCCGAAUCUAGUGCCGUCGAUGUCACCGAUGGACCCAAUUGCUCACCGUCUGGUUACAAGGAGUCAAAGGCCGUCGACUAGAACAGUGCAACUGGGAAUCUCGAAACUGAACACUCAGAAGGUCCCCCGAAGGAAAUGUACAGGGAUGUGUCCGAUAAGCCCGACCCCAAGGCAGAAUGCUGUGUCGAUAUCUGCCUGUCGUGAUGGGCAGUUCACCUUCGAGGAUGAGAAUGGGUGUUCCCUGUCUCAGGCUCUGGUCGCUGUCCUUAGACAGAACCCGGAACUGACGCACGCUGAACUCCUCGCACAACUCAGAUGUCGCGUGAAUGAGACAGCUAUCAGGAUGCAUGACUGGUAUCAUGAAAACGGACGUAAUUGUAGUGGUGUUCUCAUUACCAGCCCAUCUGGUACCGUAGCUCCAAGGAAAUGUUCUGCUGUCCAAAGGUUAUUCUACACUUGGCAGCCACAGUAUAGCUUGCGAGCCAGAAACGUUUGAACAUGCAAGACCGGUUUUCGCUAAUAUGUUGAUUACUGCAAGCAAUUGUAGCUCCUUGUAUCGUUAUCUUUCUUCGACUUCUAAACAUCUUCACUCCACUUGCUCGCAUUUUAUGAACACUUUCAACAUUUCCAGCCACGGCUGAAUUCAUGAUGUUUCCGGUCUAGUUACCACUCAACCUAUUGCUAUGACAGGUUUUCUUAGUUACUUACUUGUAGUUUUCGCACACUUGAUACUUAUAUUGAUCUCCUUCGUGUACUUGGUCCUCCGCACAUGCUAACAAGCGAGAAAUUUGUGAGAGUUC